Myodes glareolus (Bank vole) is the source of this 2069-nucleotide messenger RNA. RefSeq names its product somatomedin B and thrombospondin type 1 domain containing (gene Sbspon). The record is from RefSeq and is a predicted model, not a curated record. NCBI's taxonomy places the organism in Eukaryota, Metazoa, Chordata, Mammalia, Rodentia, Cricetidae.
UGGAGCGCGGCCCGGAGAUUCUGGCUGGGUCGGGUCGCAGGUGUCACCGCAGCUCUGGCCAUGAGGACCCUGUGGAUGGUGCUGUGCGCGUUGGCACGACUGUGGCCUGGGGCCCUGGCUGGCUGCGCAGAGGCCGGGCGCUGCUGCCCUGGUCGGGACCCAGCCUGCUUCGCCCGCGGCUGGAGGCUGGACAGGGUCUACGGAACGUGCUUCUGCGAUCAAGCCUGCCGUCUCACCGGGGACUGCUGCUUCGACUACGACCGGGCGUGUCCAGCUCGCCCGUGCUUUGUGGGAGAAUGGAGUCCCUGGAGUGGCUGUGCGGGUCAGUGCCAGCCCACCACGCGUGUGCGCAGGCGUUCAGUGCAGCAGGAGCCGCUGAACGGAGGAGCACCCUGCCCACCGCUGGAAGAGCGAGCCGGCUGCUUGGAGUACACCUCAUCGCAGGGCCGGGACUGCGGGCAUUCCUUUGUUCCUGCCUUUAUAACCAGCUCUGCAUUCAACAAGAAGAGAACAAUACAAGCCGCAUCUCCACAGUGGUCUACACAAACUGAGGAUGCUGGAUACUGUAUGGAGUUCAAGACAGAGUCCCUGACUCCGCACUGUGCCCUGGACAACCGUCCACUGACCCGAUGGAUGCAGUAUCUCCGGGAGGGGUACACAGUGUGUGUGGACUGUCAGCCUCCAGCUAUGAAUUCUGUGAGCCUGCGUUGUUCCGGAGAUGGCCUGGAUUCUGACGGAAACCAGACUCUUCGCUGGCAAGCCAUUGGCAAUCCUCGAUGCCAAGGGACCUGGAAGAAAGUGCGGCGGGUAGAGCAGUGCUCCUGUCCGGAAGUGCACCGCUUCAUUUUCAUAUAGAGCGCCUCGGAGCCACCACAGAGCCGCUUGCUUACCAUGGGCUGAGUAUUGCCAACCUGAGCUCAGCCCUCAGAAGCCCUCAGAAACUGUGCCAAGUCCCCGGACACUCUCCAUUGCCACACUUCACUUCUGUGAAAGAAAACUUAGGGGUAGUUCUCAAGGAUCACAGUCUCUUUGUUUAUAUUUUUACUGAGUUAAAGAGCCAUACUAAAAGAUUCUAUGGCCUUGACCUUACAUUUGGCCACAGAAUGCACGUCUGUUUGUGCUAGAAUUGCUACCAUGGGCUCUAGCUUGGAUAAGCUGCUGUUUAAGGGCAUCUAUGUACUUUGUCAUUAUUGGUUUUUUUGUUUUAUUUUUUUUUUUAAAUUAAAGACAGACUCUCACUAUGUAGCCUGGAACUCAUGAUGUAGAUCAGGCUGGCCACUAAUUCCUAGAUAUUCAACUGCCUCUGCCUCCCUCCUAAGUGCAGGGACUACAGGCGUGUGCCAGCCCGCCCAGCCAUUCUUCGCCUUCAUUCUUUUUCUGCGGUGGGGGGUAGUGUUUCUGUGCAUCCCCGGCUGUCCUUGAACACAUUCUGCAGAGCAGUGUGGCAUCAGUCUCAGUGAUCCACCUGCCUCUGCCUCCUGGGUACUGGGAUAGAAGACUUGCGCCACCUAUUCUUAAGACCUUCUCGCUUAAAAAAAUACAUCUAUAUGUGACUCUUGCACAUAGUGUUCCCAUGUAAUACCUUACCGGUUGUCAACUAAUUUCAAGUCAAUUGUCACAAAUAAUCUUCCACAGAGAAAGGUGUUAAAAUUUCAAUUGGUGUUUUGUAAUAAAAAGCUAGUGCCCAUGAUGAAAACAUUUUUAAAGAAAAAAAAAUUUCCUUGGUUAGUUGAAAAGAGCAAACAUCCAUGGUAGAUGGAUAGGAAUUGCUCAAAACGUUACAGUUUUCCUGAAAUUUUGGCACCAAUGGAGGAGUCAAAAGCUUUAUUUCUAAGCAUUCUGUCAUCAUGCAUAUCUAAGAUUGUGUUUCCAAAAUUUAGUACCCGGAGCAGAAUAAGACAAUCUUUUAACGUCCGACUUCACGUUUAGUUGAGUUGUACUUACUACUUUUCUUUGUACAGCACAUGUUUGGGGUGAGAUCCAGAGGUGCAUAUGAUAGGAGGCAUGGAUCAUCCUGUAAGUGUUAUGAUCUCAUACACAGGCAAUAAAAUAUUACUAGCUUUACCUUA